Molecule: messenger RNA, 9011 nt
Organism: Porites evermanni
Lineage: Eukaryota; Metazoa; Cnidaria; Anthozoa; Scleractinia; Poritidae
Source: the annotation of a GenBank genome assembly
AUGGCUCAGUAUGGCUACUUGUCUACAAGUUUAACGCAGCGAGGUGUCGUUUUUUUAAUUCUGGUUUAUGUGAAUUUGCACGCCCUGAGCGAACAAGACGUUGUGUUCGGCAGAGAGAACUAUGUAGAACAAAAUGUUUCGAUAAAUCUGGAGCACUCUGUUUUCACUGUUAGUGAAAAGUUUCUUUCCGUAGCAAUUGAUGCGAGUAUGAUGAGGAAUCAUUGGCCCCACAUUAAUUUUACUUCUGAGAAAUUUUAUACCCUCGCGAGAGGUCUUUCCCCAGCUUUUCUUCGUGUAGGUGGGACGUCCGCAGAUUUUUUGAUCUAUAAUGAUUCUUCGGGCUAUAAUAAGUUCAAGAAUGUUACAAAUUUUACAAUAACGCACGAGGAUUUGGAUAAGAUUCAUCUGCUGUCUUCUAAGGCGAACUGGAAUGUUAUGUUUGGAUUGAAUGUGCUUCUACGGCAGAAGGAUGGAUCUUGGAAUGCGAGUAACCCCAAACAAAUUAUGCAGUAUGUUGCUGAAAGUGAUUAUCAUUUUGGUUGGGAGCUUGGAAAUGGUAAAUUAAAAAUAGAAAUAAACUGGAUGUGUAAAUGUAGUGGAUAUUAAUUUUAGGGAUGAUUUUACCUUACCCUUGAAAUUGAUAGUACGGUUAACCAGGCAGUAUUACACUCUGAUUUCAGUUUUUUCUUUUGUUUACUUGUAACUAUUUGGCAGUAACUUUGUAGAUCCAGGUUUAGAUACUCUUUCAUGGGUUACUUGAAAUCAUUCUAUCCUUAGCUUUGAAUUCUAUUUACUUUGGACUUUUGGGUAUCAUACUGUAUGGAAAGGAGUUAUAAACAUAAACGAAAAUGACAAUUAAAUCAAGGAUGAAACAGAGAAUACAACACAUGCUGUGGCUCAAUAUUUUACCUGAUUUAAUUACAUUUUCCUUUGUUUAUAAUACAGGGGGCACUGGGGGCUGCUAGAGCACAGGCUUUGUGAUAGUGAGUUUUAAAAUUAAUUUAAUUUAUGUCCAUGGAGUGUAGCAUUUGUCAAGAAAAAAAAAGCAAAAACAAAAACAAAACAAAUAAAAUAUAGUUAAUCAUCAAUUUCUUUAAUCUCAAGCUACGUUGUACAAACAGACAUGACAUUUUUAGGUCCAGAAUGUUGGGAGUGGUUGGAUAGUGUUCGCAUUGGUUUGAAAAAAAUUCACAACUCAUUUUUACGGAGACAAUGUGUUAUGUAUGUGUCUGGCCCCAAAAAUGUUGGAAGAGCUGUGCAAACAAUGUGGUGCCAUGCGUUGGAGAUCAUAGAACUAAAAGAAUGCCUGGAGUAGUUAGCUCAAAAGUUUGACCAGUUUCAAACUUUGUGCAACAACUCCCAACUACACGCAAUGACAUUGCAACGGGGUGCGCAAACAGAUGCGACAUGUAACACUCAACAAAGUUAGGUGUUGUUCAGGGGCACCCAAUGAGAAUAUAGUUCAAAACCACUUAAACAUAGCAUUGUUGAACGUAUUUUGGUAUUUAAAUGGUAGAUAUAGGCAUAUUUUUAUCCCCUAAAAAUUUUUCAUCUGUUCGGAUUUCCUAGCUGAAAGUCUAGUGAUGCGAAAAUUAUAGGGAUCAAAACUUAUCUUUUCGAAAAUUUCAGCCACAAAAAAAGGGUCCUGAAAAUUCUAGGUGAUCUUUUUGGGGUACAAAUCCAUUAAAAAUGGGCAAUUAUACCAUUUUUUAGAUAUUCGAAGAUCCUAGGAGAGGCAGGCAAGCAACCAAGUUUACAACAAAUGUUCCGACAAUUCUAGAUCUCAAAUUGUCUUCCGAACAGAUAUUUUCUGAAAAUUGUUGUUGGGUGCCCCUGGUUGUUGGCCAGCAUUAAUGUUGCAUCUGUUUGCAAAGAGCUUAAAGGGGAUUUAGUCAACGGAGACCAGUAGAUUUUGCGUAUGUCCUAUAGUCCCCUAUUUCCAAAGGGCAGUGAAUGGUUUUCAAAAUGCAUGGUGUAUUUUAGCUGAACUUUAGUAGGUUUAACAAAAUCAGUUAUCAUGGUUUCUCUGCAAAUUAGUCUUUUUCUGCUCACAUACAAUUUAAACCAUUUCAAAAUUUGGCUCUAGGUUUUCAUGAUCAUGUAAAAAAGGUAAGAUUCAGGUUGCAAUAAAUUGCAUAGUUUUCUCUUAGACCUGUCAAAAUUUAUUUCCUUUUUUGUCACUUUAAGAACCUAACCUCUUUGAUGAUUUCAAUAAGUCACUGUCUCCAGAAGAUCUUGCAAGUGACUUCCACACAUUGAGAGAAAUUCUGAAAAGCAGCCCUCAGUUUGGAAAUUGUCUUGUUGGCCCUGACGUUACCCGGAUUCAGAAUUAUUCUAAAAGUGCAAGCUAUCUUGAAAGGUAAUCUUAUGUUAAACCCCCUUCCGUUCAUUGCUUUGUUUCUUUAUAUAGAGCCUGAUCAUUUCAAGACAUAUUUUAACAAGUCUGUAUCUACAGAGGAGCUAGCAGAAGACUUUAAAACCUUAAGGGCAAUUCUUAAAAGCACUCCUCAGUUUGGAAACUUUCUUGUUGGCCCUGAUGUUACGACAGUAGGGAAUCACUCCAGAGCUGCAUUGUUCUUGGAAAGGUGAAGUUCUGAACUGGUUAGAAUUUGGCCAAAUAGCUGGCUCUUACCAGGUGUUAAACACUGUCAGUAUAAAGAAUAACACUGCAGUGACCUUGAGAGGGGGACAGCUUUUAGUCUAAUGGUGCUUAAUUAAGACUAUCCAGCUCAGGGAAGUUGUUGUCAACUUUAAUAACCAUACCCUCCUUUAAAUAAGUGCCCCCCUUUGAAUUAGAGUCCCCCGUGAAUCUAUUAGAACAUAGAAUAGAAGUGUUCAACACAAGAAUUUACUUAGAUAACCAUAGAGGAGACAGACUUUGAGAGUGACCACACCCAGAAAAUUAAUAAUGAAGUAAGGACCCACUUUGAAUUAGUGCCCCUAAGAGGAUACCUUUUUUGACUUGGCAGCUUAAUUUAAACACAGGAGAAAAAACAAGGUACAUUGUUACUAGUAAAAUUGUUGAGGUUUGUUAAUAAAGUCGGAGCUUGAGCAUUGUUGAGAAAGUGUCAGUCAUUCUAUACCCUUUAUCUGAUAUCCUUAUCAUGAUCUCUCUGCUGUUAAUUUUCCCUGUAGUGAAUUACUAGCAGCCUUUUUUAGGAAUUUAGGUGGUGGGGAGUGGCACAAAUAGGAAGCAGAGGAUUCUGUUCUCUUUGCACUGCCCUCACUAUAUGAACAUGAACAAGGAACAGGCUAACAUUAAUCACAAUGAGGUAGUUUAUACAACCUAAAUAAGUGAACUUGUGCAAAUUCUCGACUUUCAUUGGAGAUAAGAAAUUUGAGUAUUUGCCACCAUAUUACUAUUAUCAUUGUUUUGUUGUCCUCUGUUUAAGAUUGCAAUUGCAUUCUCUUUUUUUCCAUUUUUUAGUUUUGUUUCCAAAGCUAAAGAUGUCAUUGAUGCGGUUACUUGGCACCAGUGAGUAAACUUAGAUGUGAAUUAUUGUAACAAAUGAUUGUGUUAUUUCCCCAUUUUGAUUGUUUGUUAUUAUUUUUUAACUUGUUAGGUACUACCUUGAUGGAAGAACUUGUACUAUGAAAGAUUUUUACAAUCCAGAUGUAUUGGAUAAAUUGCUGUAUGAGUUGGAGGAAGCCAAUGACAUCUUGGAUAAACUAGAUCCAGGUACACCCAGGUGGCUGGGGGAGACUAGCAGUGCUUAUGGAGGAGGGGCUCCUGGAUUGUCUGACAGAUAUGGCGCAGGAUUCUUGUAAGUUUACUUUCAACAAUAUUAUUUUUAAUGGAAGUAACAUUUUUUCUUUUUAGCAUCAAAAGUGGCAGGAUGGGGUUGGAAAAUUCCAUUUUUAGAAUCAGGCAAUAUUAGCACAUGCCGUAGGAUAGUAUAUGGCUCUUAAGGUGCUUGUAAGUCUGUAAAUCUGGUGUGGUGAAAGGGUGUCAAUAUUAUUUUUAAUAUAUACCUCACCUAAUUUAUCAGGGUGGCACACCUGUGUUGAGUCCAAGUGGUCAGAGGGGAGACUAGGAGAAUUCCUUCCCCCUGGCCUUCAGCUGCGGUACUUCUCCUUCUUUCUAUAACUACUAAGUGACUAUACAUUCUGCAGCUCUUGUGUGGUCAGUUUCUACUCCAUAACUACAUGUUACUGCAUAGAAUUAGAAUUACAUGCAUUCUCCUGUUCCGUUUAUCAUUUCAAGUGAGUGGAUCUUGAGAAGAAAAAGAAAAUCGAAGUGCCAUCGCUGGAUUGCUUUUACAACUUAGAAACCAGGCACUGGCUUGUAAUAAAAUGCACCCCUCAACAAAAAGUAUUUAAGCCAUACAAUAUUAAAAUCUUGUUAGCCUAUAGAUAGCUCCUCCUUGCUGUAGAAUGAAAUUCUAAAGUCUUCCUUGGCAGUCAUCAGUUUAUUUCAUCACACAAUGUCCUCCCGAUCCCUUCCCGCUGAAGGGGACAACUCCCUUUUGAAAGGAGCAGCGAUGCCCAUCUUCUUGUUAAGGAGAGUAAGUCGCAGAUUUUGGUCUACUGGCACCAGCAUUUUGACCCAUCAGCUAUUGCUAAGAAAAAAAAGUCAAAAGAAGUAGAUGCUUUAAUUAGUGUUUUCAAGGUCUGGACACAAGCGAAAAAUAAAGGAAAAAAACUGCUUCUUGGGGUGAGGUAUUAUUUAUUGUUUUAUAUAAUGGCAAAGAAAAGUUAGAUAAGAAUAAAGCAGUAAAAAGUUGAAAAAAAUGGUAGCGGUACCCAAGAGAGGUACCCCUUGGUCGGUGAAUAUCAUUUUUCAGCGCAUUGUCACCAUGAACAAGGGUUAUAUGCUUCUGUAACCUUUUCCAGGCUCUUAGAUAGUGGGGAAGACGUGAAAGUGAAAGGCGCGCAAAAAAGUAGCCUGUUCCAGGCUCCGAGAUAGUCGGGCCCGGGGAAUUGAGAAAACGCGAACAAAAACAGGAGGAAACUUUUUUUCCCCACCUCGCCCCCAUUUUCGCGCGCCCUUCACUUUCGCGUCUUCCCCACUAUCUGAGAGCCUGGAACAGGCUAGUGAAAAAGGGGCGGGUCGAGAAAAAGGAAAGAGGAAAAAGUUUCCUCUCGUUUAUUUUCUUGUUUGCGCACUCUCAAUUCCGUGGACCCCACUAUCUCGGAGCCUGGAACAGGCUAAUGCUUCUGCAAUGAAGUACUUCUAUUAAUUUUUUAAUGUUUCCAGGUGGCUUGAUAAGCUGGGUCUUGCUGCUCGAAUGCGUCAUGAAGUUGUUAUUCGCCAGACGUUUGCUGGAGGAAAUUAUGCUCUACUAAACAAUGAUUUGGACCCAAAUCCUGUAAGUAUAAUCUGUCAACUAAAGUAACCUGUUCCAGAGCUCUCGGAUGAUAGGGACGUACUAAAGCGAAAAUACGGUCAAACGAAAAUUUGACGCGCCUGAUAAGAGAAAAGGUAACCUGAGAUCAGGGAAAAUUUUAGCAGUUCUCAUAUGUAGUCAAAUCACUCUUAUGCAGUCCGGCUUUCCCGCCGUUAUUUACAAAGAGAAACGAAAAUGGAGCCUGAUCUCAGGUUAGAGAAAAGGAGGCUGUGGUGGGAAAAAGGAAAGAAAUCCUGUAAGCAUAUCUUUCACUACCCUCUUUUACCCUUUUUUUGUCAACUUGGAUAAAUUUAGGCUGUCAAACUGUCAAAAUUUCGAUUUGUUGGAAUCAUUUUCAUAUUUCCCGCGCCAGUGUUUUGCAGGUAUUUCUUGUCUUCCCAGCUCCCGCGCGUUUUCCCCACUUUUAUCAUGAUAAUUGUAUAUAAUAUUUUGGAGCCUGGAACAGGUUAAUGGUAAAGUUAUUAUGCUCAAAGUAGUAAUAAAAAGAAAAUAAUAGAAAAAUGCCUCGUUCCAUAUCGAACGAAAGUGACCAAAGCCGUCGUCAAAGGGUUUAAAUUGUACUUCUCAUCACAUGUAGUUUAUAAGGGCUUAGCAGUGUUGCCACUCCAACUGUUCGACCGGUCACUUCGUUAAUAUUCGACGAGAAUGGCAUGGCCCAACCAUUGGCAACAAGGUCCCACUGUAACUGGAAUAAGCUACUGACUGUAAUCUCCCUCUUGAAACAUAUCUCUAGGGAUCUUAACGCUAACUGCCCAAAUUAUAAACUGUACUUUCAUUCCGUGCAUCCACUGUGAAUUUUUGUCGUACUAAAAAACUCGUUUGUGUUUCUUGCAGGAUUACUGGCUGUCUUUGUUAUACAAGAGGCUUGUGGGGGUAAAAGUCCUAGAGGUGAAUGGCGGAACAGAAGAGAAGCGUACCACCCGUGUAUACGCUCACUGUGCUAGCAGGUAUAAAAUGAGUAGAAAACUCUGUCCAGUCACUUUGAGGCGUGAGCUGAACUGGCUCUUUUUGUUACUACACUCUCGUUGCUUGGAAAGGGGGUCCCCUAACAGCUGAGCGGGGCUUGAAUUUAAUCAUUUAUUGCUUUACGGAAUACAGGAAAUACCCUGUUGGUGCUGUCACCCUCCUUGUUCUGAAUAUUCACAAUCUUGACCCAGCUGGCUUGAAACUUACUGGAAGCCUGCAACAAAAACAAGUGGAAGAGUACCUGUUGACAACAGAAAACAGUGACCUUACGUCGAAGUAAGUACAAUAGUCUGAAUAGUUUUUGAUGAUAAAUGAGGUUACUUCGUACUGAAGGAAGCAACACCCUAGGUAUGGAAAUUCCCACGUUAAUUAAGACAGGUAGGCAGGCAGCCGACAGGCAGACAAUCCAACAGGCAGACGGGGAAACAGACAGGCAGGUAGGAAGGCAGGCAGUUAGGCAGGUAGAUAGGUAGGUAAGCAGGCAGGCAGGUAGGUUGGUAGGCAAAUUAAGCAGGCAGAAAGGUAGGCAGGUAGGAAGGCAUGCAGGCAGGCAGGUUGGCAGUUAGGUAGGAAGGAAAAAAUCAUAUGGAUUUCUACCCUAACACCCUCUUCCGGUAUGAGGACUGUAGGUAGGUGAGUAGUGCAGGCAGGCAGGUAGGUAGACAGGCAGGCAGGCAGGUAGGCAGGUAGGUAGACAGAUAGACUGUUACAAUGUAAUUGGAAGUGACAGGGGUCACUUCUUGCAUUUUUGCCCCGAGCUGAAGUUCGUCAGCUUUUGAAUGUUUUUGCGGUGGUAAAUUGAUUUUUCUGGGUUGUCAAAACCGACCGAUAAGUCGUGGUUGGAAGACCGACAUCUCUGCAACCGUUUAAGUGUUUUGUCGAAAUUGCAAUUAGACGAGGGUUAAUUGAAAUCUUGGGGUGCUCGCCAUUAUGCCAAAUUUCCGGAACUUUCGUUUGAUGGAACGUUUCGCUCCUGGUGGAAAUUUUCCAGAAAAAGUGAUGCACCUCCAGAGGUGUUCCUCCUCUACUAGUCGGUCACUUACCGUUACCUUUCCAAAAAUUCUCGUUUCCAGUCCCACUUCGCUGAGAAGUGGUCAGAAUUUCGGUUUAAACGUACCUCAUUGCAUGAAAUUUUCCCGACACUUAAAUUUCGCGAUUUUGCAAAAUUUUUGUACUUUGGAUCACUUUAAUUUCGCGAUCUUUAGUAAGACGCUAUUUAUUUAACUUAUCCUUGAAGCAAACAGAACAAUGUCAUUUACAAUAACGUCAAAAUUUAUAACGAGAUGCAGCGACGGUUCUAUAUGAGAACAGUAACAAGAAAGUUCUAACAAUUUCCAUAAUUAUGCUUGUUCGUUAUAAUUUUAGUCAAUUGACCAUGAUCUCCAUGUUCGUUUGUGUAAAAUUGGCCUUUCUUCAUUAAUUAUUAGCUAUUAUUGAUAUAUUGUUAUUCACUUAAUUAUCGCAUCAUGUUAUGCUCGCGAUACUUUUUGUUCGCGUCACUUUAACUUUUGCGAUUUUAAAAAGAGUCGCGAUUUUAUUAAAUUGUCGAGAAAAUUUCGUGUAAUAAGGUGAAUGGAAACGUCUAUCCGGUUCGAAAUUUCGUUCCAUUUUCUCUUGGUGAGUUCUACUGAUCUCUGACAGGUCGGUUUGGCAGAGUGGACAGCAUCUCCGGUAAGGGUACACUCCCGUUCUGCUGAGUGCAUUUAAAUUUACCUUGAACCAAUGGUGAAGAAAAGUGGAGUGAUAGAGUUGCUCUUAUCUCUUUUUGUGACAGAACCGUCAGACUAAAUGGAAAACUCCUAAAACUUGUGGAUGACCACACCUUUCCAGAUCUUAUUCCUGCGAUUGUACCGGGAGAUAAACCUCUCAUUCUUCCGCCUCUGACGUUUGGGUUUUACGUCAUCCCAGGAGCUUCUGCUGGUGGGUGCAGAUAGGCCAAAAGCCAUCCGUAGAACAAUUGAGGACGAAAAUCACUGUUCAACGAAGGCUGAAUUCCUAGCACCUUGAUAUACUAUCUAUCAUUCAUUUUUUUAGUAUAAGAAUGUGUCACUGAAUGACGAAAUCAGUUUUUCAAAUUAGCCCCAAUUCUCAACAGAUAAUAUUUUCGUUUUGUAUAACUGCACUUCUUUGCAGCAGCUGUAUUUUUUGUAAUUUUCAGUAUUUUUCUUCAAUAUGAAUUGCAACUGUAAAUUCUCAUAGGUCUCUAUUCAGUUGACCUCAUUUAUAAAUUCAAGCAAUAUCAGUAUCUAUUGAGUGCCUUAGGAGUCAUAUAUUAGUAACAGAUGAAAACAAGUUGCAGUGUGUGAAAAAAGCCGCAAUGAAGUUGAACUUGAAUUCAAUCGAGCGGUAUGGAGGGUGUGAAAGGAAAAUAAAUAAAGAAAACGUAGUGUUUUACUGAUGAAGUGGUGGUUUUUAGUUUGUUCUUCUUCGUGAGAUUAGAAUAAAUUGACCAUGUAAAUAUAUACGAAUCAAGAAAACUAAAUCCGUGGUAAUUUUUUUUUUUUUCCUUAUUAAAGCGGCACUUUACGCAAUAAACUUCCAGGGUACUCUUUGCAAUCGAUGACAAUUUUUUUUGUCAAAUUCGUCGCAAAGCUUCUCAAAGCCUCUAACUACCUUGCUCUUCGUUAAGUAAUAGGUGUCUCCCCUCUCUGAUAGUUUUUUUCUACCGUGUUUAGGCUGUGAUUUUUCGCCAACUGG